AUGGGGGACCAAACCGCGCCGAUUCUGAUAUGCGGCGCUGGGAUUUCCGGCCUCGCCCUAGCGCAAGCUUUAUCAAAGCGGGGAAUUCCAUUUCGCGUCUUUGAACGGGACCCGACUCUCAAUUUUCGUGCCCAGGGCUACCGGGUCCGAAUCAAUGGUGAUGGCAUUGCGGCGCUGAGUGAAGCCCUUUCCCCGGAGCUUUACUCGCUUCUGGUUUCCCGUUGCGCUUACUGCUCUACCGGCAUUAGGCCGAACACGCAUUUGAACGCUCUAAAUGGCCAAGAUGUCGAAAUGAAAAUUGGACCUCCACCUACUGGCGAAAUUCAACCCCUCAAUGCCGACCGCAAUGUGCUCAGACACGUUCUGAUCCAUGGUCUUGAGGAUAACGUCCAAUUCGGGAAGGAGUUCUCCUCAUAUACCAUGACCGACAGAGGUGUCAAAGUGUGUUUCUCGGAUGGCUCUGAGCAGGAAGGCUGUUUACUUAUCGGAGCAGAUGGUACAUUCUCCCGGAUCAGAAAACAGUUCCUGCCUGAGUUCCAGCUCUUUGAUACGGAAGCAAGAUGGAUAUACGGAAAAACCACAAUCACAAGAGCUUUCCUUGAUCAGUUUCAGGAGAGAGCUCUUAAUGGUAUGACUCUUGUACAGGAUCGCUCGGGGCUGAUCCCUUUGAGCCUGCUGUUGGAGCCAAUGCGUUUCAAGCGUGACGAGCUAAAUGAGAAUGUUCCCGAGGACUACGUUUACUGGGUCCUCGUCUCGCGAAAAGACAACUUCGAAGUUUCAGACGACGACUUAUUGAAGCUUUCAGCCAAGGAGGUAGCCAAUCUGGCUAAAGAAAUGACAGCAAAUUGGGAUCCGUCCUUUCACGCUUUAUUCGCAUUUCAAGAUACAAGCCGAACAUCUCUUUUGCGGAUUGCGACUGUGAAGCCUGAUAUACUUUUGUGGGAGGCAUCAAGCCGCGUCACUCUGAUCGGUGAUGCAAUUCAUGCCAUGUCGCCCACCUCUGCUGCUGGGGCUACAACGGCCCUUAGGGAUGCCGCAUUUUUGGCGCGAACCUUGAGUGAGGGUGGAAUCAAUACUGCCAGCAUUCAUAAGUAUGAGGAAGCCAUGAGAAAAUAUGCUGGCGAAGUGAUCAGAUGGAGUGCCAUCGGAGGAAAAUGGCUUUUUGGAAUGCAAUCGUUUGACGAAUUGUCCCCUCUUGCGAUGUGA
This is a messenger RNA of Penicillium atrosanguineum, 1206 nucleotides long. Its product is annotated as FAD-dependent oxidoreductase. The record is from RefSeq and is a predicted model, not a curated record. Lineage: Eukaryota; Fungi; Ascomycota; Eurotiomycetes; Eurotiales; Aspergillaceae. Bases 1 to 1206 code for a protein of 401 amino acids. Gene Ontology annotation, molecular function: FAD binding. The transcript has a single exon.